AGAACUAGGCAUAAAUUAUAGUGUAGUAGGUUGUCUAGGUCCAGGGUGAAAGUAUAGGUAGUUUGUGUUAUUGUUUAUCUGUAAUAAAGUAGGACUAUUACUUUAAUCAAAUGAAUACUAAAGAAAAGGAAAAAUAUAUUGAAGAGUUUGAUUUUCCACACUGUGAUGAAUCUUCAAAAUAUGAAAAAGUCGCUAAAAUUGGACAGGGUACCUUUGGAGAGGUAUUCAAAGCUAGGGAUAAAAAGAACAAUAAGAAAUUUGUAGCCAUGAAAAAAGUUCUCAUGGACAAUGAAAAAGAAGGGUUUCCAAUCACUGCCUUAAGAGAGAUUAGAAUAUUGCAAUUGCUCAAGCAUGAAAAUGUUGUUAAUCUUAUCGAAAUUUGUCGUACUAAAGCUACUCAAUAUAAUCGUUAUCGUUCCACGUUUUACCUCGUUUUUGAUUUCUGUGAGCAUGAUCUUGCUGGCCUCCUCUCAAAUGUAAAUGUUAAAUUUAGUUUAGGUGAAAUUAAAAAAGUAAUGCAACAGUUAUUAAACGGCCUGUACUACAUUCACAGUAAUAAGAUUUUACACAGAGAUAUGAAAGCAGCGAAUGUUCUCAUUACAAAAAAUGGAAUAUUAAAACUCGCUGAUUUCGGGUUAGCGAGAGCAUUCAGUGUAAGCAAACCUGGACAAGCAAACCGAUACACCAACCGUGUAGUAACACUCUGGUAUAGGCCACCUGAAUUACUUCUUGGAGAUCGAAAUUAUGGACCCCCAGUUGAUUUGUGGGGAGCUGGAUGCAUUAUGGCAGAAAUGUGGACUAGGUCUCCAAUAAUGCAAGGUAAUACCGAACAACAACAACUCACUUUGAUAUCACAAUUAUGCGGUUCGAUAACAACAGAAGUUUGGCCAGGUGUUGAAAGUCUCGAUUUAUUUAACAAAAUGGAUUUACCCAAAGGACAAAAAAGAAAAGUGAAAGAAAGGCUGAAGCCAUACGUAAAAGAUGCGUACGCCUGUGAUUUAUUAGAUAAACUUCUUAUUCUCGAUCCAAGCAAACGAUACGACUCCGACUCAGCUUUAAAUCACGAUUUUUUUUGGACCGAUCCAAUGCCCUGUGAUCUUAGUAAAAUGUUGGCCCAACAUACCCAGAGCAUGUUUGAAUACUUGGCGCCACCACGAAGACCCGGACACAUGCGUCAUCCCCAUCAUCAAGUUCCUGGUGGCGCAGCCAGACCAACAACGAGUGUAACUGACAGUGGUUAUCAAGAUCGAGUUUUUUAAAUCAUUUAUCGAUAUUGUGUUACUCAUAGCAAUAUUAUUAUGUGACUGAAGUAUAGAUAAAAAACUUCAAUUUUAUUAAUUAUCCAAAUAUUUAUCGUAUUUUUUCAAUAGCAAUACAUAUUUUUUGUAUUAAUUAUUGUGCGUGAGUGUGUACAAUGUACACUUUAAAUGACUGAAAAUUUAAAUAAAAAAACAAAUUUUUUAAAUAAAAAACUUUUGGUGAUUUUCAUAUUUAUUAU
Microplitis mediator is the source of this 1498-nucleotide messenger RNA. It is a transcript of the gene Cdk9, whose product is annotated as cyclin-dependent kinase 9. Gene Ontology annotation, molecular function: cyclin-dependent protein serine/threonine kinase activity; ATP binding. The record is from RefSeq and is a predicted model, not a curated record. The transcript has 6 exons. Lineage: Eukaryota; Metazoa; Arthropoda; Insecta; Hymenoptera; Braconidae. Gene Ontology annotation, biological process: protein phosphorylation. Gene Ontology annotation, cellular component: nucleus. Bases 111 to 1259 code for a protein of 382 amino acids.